CAUUGGCACUUCGUCAGGGGGUGCGCGAGAAAGGCAUUCAGGUUGAAAUGAAACAAAACGAACCGGGAGCUCAUUUUGGUUCACUGCUGUUGAUGGCUGCGUGGUUGGCGGAGAAUGGUCGCCAGACAGAAUGCGAAGAAUUGCUGGCAUGGCACCUUUUUCCGUGGUCAACACGUUUUCUUGAUGUUUUUAUCGAAAAAGCAGAACACCCUUUCUACCGUGCACUGGGUGAACUGGCUCGCUUAACGCUGGCGCAAUGGCAAUCACAACUGUUAAUUCCUGUCGCGGUUAAACCGCUGUUUCGAUAG
This is a messenger RNA of Auanema sp. JU1783, 308 nucleotides long. NCBI's taxonomy places the organism in Eukaryota, Metazoa, Nematoda, Chromadorea, Rhabditida, Rhabditidae. The record is from the annotation of a GenBank genome assembly.